AUGACUCACCAGAACACUCGGACGUUUGAAGACAAACUGGCGCUUAUACGAAACAUUUCCGAAUUAAAUAACCUUCGCAUUGCCGGCAAACUGACCGAUUUGACUAUAGAGUUGCUCAAAAGUGACAGGUUAAGGAAUGCCUGCCUGGAUUACAUCAAGGCUACAUUUGAGGUCACAGUUUCCAGGGAGUUUUUCAUCCAGCUGCCAUCUGAUGUUGUCCUGUCUCUCCUGCGAGCAAAUGACCUUCAUGUGGACGGCGAAGAGACCGUCUUCAAGUCGAUUGGGCGAUGGAUCAGUCCACUCGGCAAAGUGGAUGAAAGACGAUUGCGGCACGCAGAAGCGAUGAUGAAGGAAGUGCGAUGGUACGAACUGCCAAAUUUGAAACGAAUAAGGGAACGCGCUGCCUCGGUUGCAUUGCCAGACGGACGCCUGUUUGUGAUUGGAGGUGUAGACAGUGGUCUUUCCUUCCUACGUGGCUACUCGGGCUCUUCAGUGGAGACUUGCCAUCUCCAGGAGCCAGCAGACUGGCAAGGAGAAUUAGAAGUAUCGAACGUCUUUUGGAAGGAUGUUGCUGCCAUUCUAGAGCCACGUAAAGACCACACCGCGGUUGCAUUCAGGGACAGCAUUUUCCUUGCUGGGGGCAGCAAUUUGGAGGGAUACUUGAACACAAUUGAUGUCUUCAUUCCGCCCGACAACCAGCGACCGUUUGGACAGUGGACGCGUCUCGCUGGUUGGGACACGGGAAGGCCGACUGCUGCUCUUCUCGUUUGUGAAGAAAGACUCUUUUCUUUCAGUAAGUCCAUAGCCUUGGUAUCCUACCAUUUUUACCGGGCUCGACGGACGACCGUCUUAUUUGCAGAACGAGGGAUGAACAGAUCUUGCAGUUUUUCCGUUGUUUUCCCUCAUUGA
Molecule: messenger RNA, 909 nt
Organism: Dibothriocephalus latus
Lineage: Eukaryota; Metazoa; Platyhelminthes; Cestoda; Diphyllobothriidea; Diphyllobothriidae
Source: the annotation of a GenBank genome assembly